UUUUCAUUUCACAUCAAUACUCUUCGGUCUACGUUUAAUGGACCAAUCGUCGUGAAGUGGGCGGAGUCUGCGGCAAAUGAACAAGCAGGGAUCUGCGGCGCUGGUGGAGAGCAGCAGUGAGAGAUUGCACACAUCCAUCCAACCAUCUAUCCACCGUGCCCAGCACUGUUUAUCGGUACAUUGUGAGCACAGUCACCUGUCGGCCCACACGUACAGCAGCAGCCGCCAGCAGGUUCCAGCCUCACUAACAGAACCCGCCCCGCUUUCACUCAGCAGUCUGUGGUCUGAACCGCGAUGUUGAUCCUGGAUGUUUUGUCCCCGCUCCUCCUUGCCAUCCUGUUGCCAAGCUACAUUUGCUGGGCGGCGGACAUUCCGGAGGACACUACAUCGGAGUUCUCGGUCAGACUGUACCACCAGCUGCAAGCAGCGGGGGAUCAGGACAACAUCAUUUUUUCCCCGCUGAGUGUGGCUGUGGCUCUCGGCAUGGUGGAGCUGGGAGCCAGGGGGCCUUCACUGGAGGAGAUACGACACGCUGUAGGAUUCAGCCACCUGCUGCCAGGUGGGGAGUUCUCUCUGCUCCAGAACCUGACUGCAGCUCUGUCGAACGAUGAUACCCACUACGUGAUUCGAUUUGCCAACAGCCUCUUCCUGCAGGAGGGCGUCACCUUUAACCCGGAGUUUCUGCAUCUGAUGAGGAAGUACUUCCGGGCUGAUGUGGAAACGGUGGACUUCAGCGACUCGGCAGCUGUGGCCGAGCAGAUCAACAGCUGGGUGGAAAACCAUACAGAGAGUAAGAUCCGGGAGCUGCUAUCAGCCGAGGACUUCAGCAGCGUGACCCGGCUGACCCUGGUGAAUGCCGUCUACUUCAGAGGUUCUUGGAAAAACCAGUUCAGGCCAGAGAACACCCGAACCUUCUCCUUCAGCAAAGACGACGGCUCGGAAGUCCAGACACUCAUGAUGUACCAACAGGGAGACUUCUACUAUGGUGAGUUCAGCGAUGGCUCACAGGAAGCUGGCGGUGUGUACCAGGUGUUGGAGAUGCCCUAUGAAGGGGAGGACAUGUCCAUGAUGAUCGUUCUGCCUCGGCAGGAGGUGCCGCUGGCUUCUCUGGAGCCCAUCAUCAAAGCACCGCUGCUGGAGGAGUGGGCUAACAAUGUCAAACGGCAGAAGGUGGAGGUCUACCUACCGAGGUUCAAAGUGGAGCAGAAGAUCGAUCUGAAAAGCACUCUGCAGGAGCUAGGAAUAAAGAACAUCUUCAGCAACAAUGCUGACCUCUCCGCCAUGACAGAUGGUAAGGACUUGUACAUUGGGAAGGCGGUGCAGAAGGCUUACCUGGAGGUGACUGAGGAGGGGGCAGAGGGAGCCGUUGGGUCAGGGAUGAUCGCCCUGACCAGGACUCUGGUGCUGUACCCACAGGUCAUGGCUGAUCACCCGUUCUUCUUUGUCAUUAGGAACCGGAGGACAGGGUCUAUCCUGUUCAUGGGCAGGGUCAUGACCCCUGAAGUCAUUGAUCCCAACGAGCACGACUUUGACUCCAUGUAACCACGGCGCGAGGUCACUCAGUCUGAGCCAGUCAGAUCUUGACAUCAUAAAUGCUACCUGUCCUCUCCUUUCGCCAUCUUCAGCUGUGUUUUAUACUUUUGAAAAAAGAUACAAAUGGAAUAUUCUACAAUAUAUUAUAUAUUGAAAUAUGACAUAAUGUGACUGUGUUUUGAUACUGGAAGCUUUAAACUCUUGAAUACAGACGUGUAGAAAGAGGAAGUUGUAAAUAUUCUCUAGGAAAGGAUGGUUUGUAUAUGGGCGAGAAGAACACAUAAUAUCUAAUCCACGCACAACCCCUUUAAGUUCAGCAGCUUCGCACUUACUCGCGCCCCAGCACAACAUUCACAAAAGGUUUUCUCACCACUUCUUUAAAAAAUCUGCUCUUUCUUACUCCAGAUACAGUAUGUGCACACUGUAAGUUUCACACUUUAAUUAUAUCGCUGUACAUUUGACAUUGUGUUCUAUAUAUACAUAUAUAUGCUCAGUAUUUAUUGCAGAAUAAACGUGUGCGAACAUUUUGUCCUUAUACAAUGAAUCUUAGUAAUAUAUCUGCUCCAGACAGUAUUCUAAUCAUUUUUUACACUGUAGGCACAUGGCUAAUCUGCUGAUGAACUAAUAUGCCUUAUCACAUCUGAGUGGUUGAUGAAGCUCCUAUUGGACAUCUCACAGGUGUGCAGAGGGGACUGCCUAAAUAAGCAGGUUGCUAUAUAGAUGGGCUGGAGCAGGGAGGCCCAGUGAUCCUCUGCUCCAGAGGUUUGGAUGUACAUACAGGGAGAAUCGGUAACACCAGCUGUAUUCAGUCUUUUACCCAAUAAAAAUAAAAACAUGAAUGUGUUCCCAUCUAAAA
Scatophagus argus is the source of this 2389-nucleotide messenger RNA. RefSeq names its product serpin peptidase inhibitor, clade I (neuroserpin), member 1 (gene serpini1). The record is from RefSeq and is a predicted model, not a curated record. The transcript is spliced from 10 exons. Gene Ontology annotation, biological process: negative regulation of endopeptidase activity. Gene Ontology annotation, molecular function: serine-type endopeptidase inhibitor activity. NCBI's taxonomy places the organism in Eukaryota, Metazoa, Chordata, Actinopteri, Scatophagidae. Bases 295 to 1542 code for a protein of 415 amino acids.